CUUCCUAGCUGUGUGCUGGACAGUACACUUGCAUAAUGGAGCUAUCAACACUUGUAUUCCUCAGUCUCGUGUUGUGCGGCGUCGAAGACGUAUAUGCUGAUGGCAGUUUGGCAAAACUGACUACACGGGUGACGGUGGUGGAAAUGGAUCUCAAAGCAUGGAAACUUAUAAGUAUUAAUACUGAGACUGAACUGAUAAACAAGUUUAAUGUUUGGGAGUUAUCACUGAAAGAAGAACUGACUUCAACAUUCCUUCCUUCCUUGAUAAAACCUCUCGUCAAACAAGCAAUUACCGACAUACUAAAAGAAGAAUAUAUUGGGAAUGCUAUCAGAGGGCAUAUUUUCGAUGAAGUUACCAGCCUGAACGCCAGUUUACAAAACAAAACGACACAACUUGAGGCAAUAACACAAGACUUAAGACGUGUUGAACGGGGAACAGACACCUACAGAGAAACUGUUGGAAAAGAACGUGGCGAGUUGACAAAAGACAUCCGGGCACUAAAUCAGACAGUAGCUCGCGCAACGUCAUAUAUAAGAAUGCUGGAAUCGAAACUAAAUCAGACCAUUGGUGACCUGUUUGAGGCAAGGCAAACAAUCACUGUCCUCAAACAGGACUUCAUGACGCUGAAUACAAGUUGUGCGAUGACGGGAAAAGAGGUUGAAUCAUACCGGGAGGGCUUGCAAGAAAUGGAGCUGAAGUUACCCACAGAAAUUCAGAGUUUAAACAUUCAACUAAAUCAGACCAUUGGUGACCUGUUUGAGGCAAGGCAAACAAUCGCUGGCCUCACACAGGACUUCAUGACGCUGAAUACAAGUUGUGCGAUGACGGGAAAAGAGGUUGAAUCAUACCGGGAGGGCUUGCAAGAAAUGGAGCUGAAGUUACCCAUAGAAAUUCAGAGUUUAAACGUUCAACUAAAUCAGACCAUUGGUGACCUGUUUGAGGCAAGGCAAACAAUCACUGGCCUCACACAGGACUUCAUGACGCUGAAUACAAGUUGUGCGAUGACGGGAAAAGAGGUUGAAUCAUACCGGGAGGGCUUGCAAGAAAUGGAGCUGAAGUUACCCACAGAAAUUCAGAGUUUAAACAUUCAACUAAAUCAGACCAUUGGUGACCUGUUUGAGACAAGGCAAACAAUCGCUGGCCUCACACAGGACUUCAUGACGCUGAAUACAAGUUGUUGUAGGAUGAGGGAAGAGAUUAAGGAGGAUUCAACCACGACGUAUCCUGAUACGACAGCAGCCUCGACUGACCCGAGCCUGAGCAAGACGGUCCCACCAACGCCAGUGACGACACAAGACCCUGAUCCACACGCCUCGACGACCGACGUGAGUGAUGAUCUGACACCGAACAACACGGUUCCACCAGCGCCAGUGACGACACAAGACUCCCACGCGACUCCAUCACCAGCCACAGACCGCGACCUCUACUCCGCCAGCGAGGACGGUGACCUGGAAAGAGUGAAGCGGAUCCUGGCAGCGGGUCACGUGGACAUCAACACUAGAGGAGACUACAGCGGGACACCGGUGAUGGCGGCAGCAGUGAGGGGACACAGAGAUGUGGUGGAGUUCCUGGUGGGUAGAGGGGCUGAUGUGUCGCUGGUGAACAGGUACGGUAGCAACGUCCUUCACUACGCCUGUUGGGGUGUAGGAGACCUGGAGAUCGUGAAGCUGAUCGUGUCCCUGAACGUGUUGGACAUCAACGCCAUGAACAACUACGGGAGCACAGCGGUCUACUACGCGAGAUUCUAUGGACAUCAGCGAGUGGUGGAGUUCCUGGUGUCACGUGGUGGACACUGAAGUCAGUGUUGGUGUGGACAGUGACGGUGCACAUGUCGUUACUGACACUGACGAGGUGUGUGCCGUCCACGUUGUCGUGUGUCACGAUUCACGUGAUUUCCGUUUACUUUGUGAAUAUAAAUAGAACUUGUUGAAUGUA
Haliotis rubra (blacklip abalone) is the source of this 1935-nucleotide messenger RNA. RefSeq lists its product as uncharacterized. Gene Ontology annotation, molecular function: protein binding. The coding region runs from base 36 to 1796 and encodes 586 amino acids. NCBI's taxonomy places the organism in Eukaryota, Metazoa, Mollusca, Gastropoda, Lepetellida, Haliotidae. The transcript has 4 exons. The record is from RefSeq and is a predicted model, not a curated record.